Molecule: messenger RNA, 993 nt
Organism: Phialemonium atrogriseum
Lineage: Eukaryota; Fungi; Ascomycota; Sordariomycetes; Cephalothecales; Cephalothecaceae
Product: sec14 cytosolic factor
Exons: 4
Source: RefSeq, a predicted model, not a curated record
AUGGCCGAAGCGAACCUCACAAUGGAGCUCGAUCCCAAGUACGACGACUAUGACUUCCCUACGACCUCCACCGUUACAAUCCCUGGUCACCCAGGCCAUUUGACUCCCGAGCACCAGGCCCAAGUACACCAGCUGCGGUUGAUGUUGGAAUCCGAGGGCUAUACCCAACGCCUGGAUACCUUGACAUUGCUGCGGUUCUUGCGAGCCCGCAAGUUCGAUGUCAAUCUCACAAAGAAGAUGUUUGUCGAGUGCGAGAACUGGCGGAAAGAGACCAACCUGGAUGAGGUUGUUCCCACCUGGGAGUACCCAGAGAAGGAGGAGGUCUUCAAGUACUAUCCCCAGUACUACCACAAAACCGACAAGGAUGGCCGACCACUCUACAUCGAACAGCUCGGCAGCAUCGACUUGACCGCCAUGUACAGCAUCACAACGGCCGAGCGCAUGCUGACGAACCUCGCCGUCGAGUACGAGCGCGUGGCCGACCCCCGGCUCCCGGCCUGCAGCCGCAAGGCCGGCGUCCUCCUCGAGACGUGCUGCACCAUCAUGGACCUGAAGGGGGUGGGCAUCAGCAAGGCGGGCCAGGUGUACAGCUACGUCAGGCAGGCUAGCGCCCUCAGCCAGAACUACUACCCGGAGCGGCUCGGCCACCUCUACGUCAUCAACGCCCCCUGGGGCUUCAGCGGCGUCUGGGGCAUCAUCAAGGGGUGGCUGGACCCCGUCACCGUCCAGAAGAUCCACAUCCUCGGGAGCGGCUACCAGAAGGAGCUGCUAGCCCAGGUGCCGGCCGAGAACCUGCCCAAGCAGUUCGGCGGCACCUGCGAGUGCGAGGGCGGUUGCCAGCUCAGCGACAUGGGGCCCUGGCGCGAGGCGGAGUGGGCCCGCCCCGCGAAGUGGGAGAAGAAGGGCGGCGCGGAUAAGGCCGAGGCCGAGGCUGCUACCAUCGAGAACACCCCCGGUGAGAUUCAGGAGGCUGAGGGCGCCACCGGCGCGGCC